This is a messenger RNA of Dioscorea cayenensis subsp. rotundata (Guinea yam), 1605 nucleotides long. RefSeq names its product chromatin assembly factor 1 subunit FAS2 homolog. Lineage: Eukaryota; Viridiplantae; Streptophyta; Magnoliopsida; Dioscoreales; Dioscoreaceae. Gene Ontology annotation, biological process: DNA replication-dependent chromatin assembly; nucleosome assembly. Bases 94 to 1446 code for a protein of 450 amino acids. Gene Ontology annotation, cellular component: CAF-1 complex; nucleus. The record is from RefSeq and is a predicted model, not a curated record. Gene Ontology annotation, molecular function: protein binding. The transcript is spliced from 13 exons.
CUUUCUUGGUUCUCUUCCCCAAAUUCCUAAACCCUAGUUCCUCAUUUCUCAUCCUCUUCACAGAGAGUGAGAGAGAGAGAGAGAGAGAGAGAGAUGAAGGGAGGCACCGUCCAGAUCAACUGGCACGACACCCAGCCUGUGCUCAGCUUGGAUUUCCAUCCGCACUACGGCCUCCUCGCCACAGCCGGCAACGAUCAUGACAUUAAACUUUGGGAAAUAACUUGGGGCGAAUCAGAGAAAAAACUUCCAACAGCUUCCUAUCAGAAAAGCCUUUCUUACCAUUCUUCUGCUGUUAACAUUUUGCGUUUUUCUCCUUCUGGAGAACACCUUGCAUCUGGUGCGGAUGGAGGUGAACUAAUCAUCUGGAAGUUACAUGCAUCUGAUGAUGGUUAUACAUGGAAAGUACUCAAGACAUUAUCAUUUCAUCGAAAAGACGUUCUUGAUGUUCAAUGGUCUGUUGAUGGUGCAUAUCUUGUUUCUGGUUCAGUUGAUAAUUCAUGUAUAAUUUGGGAUGCCAAUAAAGGUUCAGUCCAUCAGAUUUUGGAUGGUCAUUUGCAUUAUGUUCAAGGUGUUGCUUGGGAUCCUUUAGGCCAGUAUGUUGCUUCUCUUAGUUCAGAUAGAACAUGUCGAGUAUAUGUUAACAAACCUCAAGCUAAACUGAAGGGUUAUGAGAAAUUGAAUUAUGUUUCUCAGCAUGUUAUCACAAAGUCCGAACUACAAAGACAUGAAGACUCUAAGCCUCCUUCCAAAUCCCAUCUAUUUCAUGAUGAGACAUUACCUUCCUUUUUUCGAAGAUUAGCAUGGGCACCAGAUGGAUCAUUUUUGCUAGUGCCAGCUGGUAUAUACAGGAACUCCUCAGCCUCAGAAGUGUUGAACACUGCUUAUAUAUUUUCAAGGAAAGAUCUCUCCCGACCCGCAGUACAACUGCCAGGAGCUAGCAAACCUAUUGUGGUUGCACGGUUUUGCCCUGUUCUUUUCCAUCUGCGAGGAUCUAACUCAGAUGGAUUUUUCAAACUGCCAUAUCGAGUUAUUUUUGCAGUUGCUACCUUUAACUCUCUCUACAUUUAUGAUACUGAAAGUACUCCACCAAUCGCAAUAUUUGCUGGCCUCCAUUAUGCAGCCAUUACUGAUAUUGCAUGGUCAAGCAAUGCUAAAUAUCUUGCAUUAUCCUCACGAGAUGGGUACUGCACUAUUGUAGAAUUUGAAAAUGAUGAACUUGGGAUACCAUUCUCCGUUGCAGGAACGAGUAAAACCAUGAACCCAACUAAUGUUUCUAAAUCAGAUGUCACUGACCAGAUGGAAAUAGAAAUGCCGGCAGCCUUGAAGGUUGAUAUAGCAGCUGAUAAAAAGGCCAGUCUAGGAAAUCAAUCGCAGUCUACGAUGAUGAUGAAGACACCGGACACAAAGAAACCCACGAAACGUAUCACACCUGUCGUAAUUAACUAAGCUUUGGACUGCCGUGUCCGUGGAAACCAUGACCUCAGAAUUACGUGUAUGCCCCUGCAAAAUUUGUAAUAUUAUUUGCAACCCCUGAAAAGUUCAUUCUUAAUCAUAGUAACACUGCUGCUUUUUAGGCAGAUUCUUAAGUUGUGUCAAAUUUUACUG